AUGAGCAGCGAUCAGGACGUCGAGACGAGUCAUAUUCUGGACUGUUUCAGAGACAGACUGAAGCGGAUCAUCGUCGUCGAGCCACUUCUGGAUCUGCUGCAUUUCCUCGAACCGGAUCGAAAGGACCGAAUAAGAGCCAAGUUGCGCGUGGAAGGGGACAUAAGCGCCGCAGCAACUCUGAUCGACGAGAUUAUUAAAACACACAACUACAAAGGAUGGUCGAGAGAACUGAUCACCGCACUGGAGACUGUCGGGUGCACAAACGCUGUGAAUUAUGUGUUGAACAGCCCACCGGACCCCACAGAAGAGGCCGAGAAUGACAGCUGUGUCCGGCUGAUCGAUCUCAUGCAGCUGAGUCUGAUCAACAUGAAAACCGGCGAUGUGUGCGCGCACUGCUUCUCACAGGACCUCUUAACACAGGAGGACCACGAGAAUAUUACGAAAGCCACUGAGAAUCAUGGUAACAUAAAAGGCGCUCGAGUGCUCCUCAAACGGCUGGUGAAAAAUGAAGCUGGCUGGUUUUCCAAAUUCCUUCAGGCUCUGGAGGACACAGAACACCAUGAGCUGGUGCGCGAGCUGCGGGGAGAGCCGUGCAACGAGGACGAGUCCAUGUCAGUCGAGACCCACGAGUUCAAAACUGCUGAGGAGGGUGAACAGAUGUGUUUAGCUGCUGAAAAGGAGGCAGACUCUGUGAAUAGCUCGCUUUUGUCAGAGGACCUAAACAGCAGUGUGGACAACAGCGUUCUGGGUGUGUCUUCUGAAAAUGAAGAUGUCGACAUGUACAAAGAAGGCAAGGAGGAAGAGAAAGAAGAUCUCACAGAGGAUGAUGAUCCGUCAGCGAGUAAGAGGGAAAUUGUUCUGCGUGACUAUCAGAUGGAGGUGGCGAGACCAGCUCUGGAGGAAAAGAACAUCAUCAUCUGCCUCCCAACAGGAAGUGGUAAAACCAGGGUUGCUGUGUAUAUCACUAAAGAACAUUUGGAGAGGAAGAAGCAGAUGGGACAACCGGGGAAAGUUGUCGUUCUGGUCAACAAGGUUCCCCUGGUCGAGCAGCACUACAAGGCCGAGUUUGGGCGGUUUCUGAAGCACCAAUACUCAGUUGAGCGAGUCAGCGGAGCUUCGCAGCUCAAAAUCUCCUUACCACAAAUCAUAGAGCAAAAUGACAUCAUCAUCUGCACGGCACAGAUUCUGGAAAACUCUUUCGCCAAAGCCAAGAAUGGCGACGAGGACGGGAUCAAAUUAUCACAGUUCACCCUGAUGGUUAUUGAUGAAUGCCACCACACGAAGAAGGGUGAUGUGUAUAACCACAUCAUGAUUCGCUACCUAAAACAAAAGCAUAAGAACCAGCUGCUGAAGAAGCAGGAGAAAAGUCCAGUUCCGAUCCCUCAGAUUCUGGGUCUGACUGCCUCACCUGGUGUGGGAGGAGCAAUGAGCCAGCAGAUGGCAGAGCAACACAUUCUCCAGAUCUGCGCAAACUUGGAUGCCUUCACAAUAAAAACAAAGACUUUUGAAGAAGAAGAGGCCAAAACGCCAUACAAAAGGAUUGCAAGAGCAGAAGAGCGAAAGCAGGACCCGUUUGGAGACGUGAUCAAGAAGAUAAUGGAUGAAAUCCACACACAUGCUGGUCUUCUGCCCCUCUGUGAGCCCGGCACACAGAACUACGAACAGUGGGCGGUGCAGAAAGAGCAGAAUGCUGCUAAGGAAGAGAAUCAGAAGGUCCGUGUGUGCGCCGAACAUCUCCGCCAUUACAACGAGGCUCUUCAUCAGAGCAACACCAUACGCAUGUCAGACGCCUUCCACUUCCUCGACAAGUAUCACAACGAAGAGCUGAAGACAAAAUCCAGCCCCGAUGAGGAAGGCACCAUUACCAUCACGGACACAGAGCGAUUCCUCUUCACUUUGUUCAAAGACAAAAAAGCAAAGCUGCAGGAGUUGAUGGGAAAGCCAGAAUAUGAAAAUAAUAAUCUGGCCCAACUGAAAACCAUCAUCCUGAAGGAAUUCAGCACCAGAGAGGUGGCGAGAGGCAUCAUAUUCACCCGGACCCGUCUCAGUGCCAUCGCUCUCUGCCAAUGGAUUCAAGAAAACCCCAAGUUUGAGGAAGUGGGAGUCAGUGCCAGCUAUCUGAUCGGCGGUGGAGAUCAGAGCGUGGUCAAACCGAUGACCGCUGCAGAGCAGAAGGAUGUGUUGCAAAGGUUUCGUAAAGGGGAGAUCAAUCUGCUGAUAGCCACCACUGUUGCAGAAGAGGGCUUGGACAUCGCCGAGUGUAAUGUCGUCAUACGCUACUGCCUUGUGACUAAUGAGGUCGCCAUGAUUCAGGCCCGUGGACGAGGACGAGCGGAGGACAGUAGUUACACGCUGGUGGCGGAGGCAGGGUCUGGGGUGGCAGAGAGAGAGAGCGUUAACGAAUACAGGGAGAAAAUGAUGAGCAAAGCCAUCACCAAAGUGUGCAAGAUGAAUCGAGCAGACUAUGAGAAGAAAAUCAGAGAGUUUCAGAUCCAGGCCAUAAUGGAGGAGAAGGUCAAGAUAAAGAAGAAACAGCAGAAGGGAAUGAUGAAGGAAUCGCCAUCCAAAAUCAGCCUGAGCUGCAGGCAGUGCAGUGUGUUCGUGUGCUCUGGAGAAAACAUUGAGAUCAUCGAGAAGAUGCACCAUGUCAAUGUCACCGAGCAGUUUAGUAAGUUGUUUACAGUCCGAGAGAAUACGUCACUACAGGAGCGACUCUUGGACUACGAGACCAACGGAGUCAUUGCAUGCAAAAACUGCGGACAGCAAUGGGGCUCGAUGAUGCUGUAUAAAAGCAUUGAGUGUCCCUGCCUCCAUAUCAAGAACUUUGUGGUCACAUAUGGCUCCAAGAAGAAGACGUUCAGCAAAUGGAGCGAGCUGCCCAUACGUUUCACUGCAUUUGACUACACCCAACACGCCGAUCUCCUUGUAGAGGACUCAGAGGAAGACAUGGACUUUGAUUGAAAAUUAAGAGCUGAAAAUAUUCAAACUCCUCUGUCACAGUCAAUCAAAUGUCAUUACCUGUAAAAUGAUGCAUUGUUUACCAAGUCUGUUGUAUUGCAAGCACUGGCACUUCUAAACAUUAAGUGGGGAAAUGGAAUCUGUCAUUUCCAGAAUUUAUUUCAUCUCAAGUGACACUUUUAAAUUCUGGUUCUAAUGUAUCAGAUAUUGUUUAUUUCUGUUUAAUUUCUUGAUUUAAAUAUGCCUUUGCAAAAACAAAUCAGGGCAAAGUCUUGUAAGCUAAAAAGAAGGUUUGCUUCAGCACCACUCAUCAGCAAACUGCAUUUACUAAAACUGCACUGAAUGAAGAGAUUUUGAUUGAUUUUACAGUCUGAGCUUUUGUUCUGUAACAUUUAAUGCAUGUAGAAUCAGUGAAGCAGACGCAGUCUGUCACAGUACUGAUUUUGUCCCAAGUGUUUCGGUACAGAUUUACUCUAGAGGAUAUCAUGCAAUGUGCUAUAAAUACUUUACAUUAUAACGAC
Molecule: messenger RNA, 3479 nt
Organism: Megalobrama amblycephala (Wuchang bream)
Lineage: Eukaryota; Metazoa; Chordata; Actinopteri; Cypriniformes; Xenocyprididae
Gene: ifih1
Product: interferon induced with helicase C domain 1
Exons: 16
Coding region: 1-2961 (986 amino acids)
Biological process (GO): innate immune response; positive regulation of interferon-beta production; response to virus
Cellular component (GO): cytoplasm
Molecular function (GO): ATP binding; single-stranded RNA binding; double-stranded RNA binding
Source: RefSeq, a predicted model, not a curated record